This is a messenger RNA of Zygosaccharomyces rouxii, 1908 nucleotides long. RefSeq names its product Zn(2+) transporter ZRG17 (gene ZRG17). The record is from RefSeq and is a predicted model, not a curated record. The transcript has a single exon. NCBI's taxonomy places the organism in Eukaryota, Fungi, Ascomycota, Saccharomycetes, Saccharomycetales, Saccharomycetaceae. Bases 1 to 1908 code for a protein of 635 amino acids.
AUGGAUCAGUUCUCACAAUCAUUUGAAAUUCCAGAGGAGAAACAUCACGAUCAUUCUCCCCCAUCAAGUACACCAAUUAUGAAUUCCAUUGAGGAAGAGGAAAAUACGCUUGAGCCUCCGAAUUUUCCACAACCCCCUGGUUUUCAUACGCCUCUAGCUAAAAGCGAACCAGGCUUCAAUAGUGCUAGUAGUAGUGCUCAGAAAUCCGGAUUACAAUCACCAAUCCUGCCGCAACCUCCACAAGCAUUUUACGCCUCUUAUGAAGGUAACAAUUCCAGUUCAAGUUUAAUUUACAAUCCAUCAUUUACAUUUGGUAAUGUCAAUACCGGCUCCCCAACACCGGCUCAAGCACCUCAGACACCCCAGCAACAACAAUUGCGACCCCCAACCCUUACAGGAAGUCAAAGUAGUGCUACGAAACAAUCAAAUAGACAAUCUAGAUAUAUUCCAGGUCCAAAAUUAGCACCCCCAACUACACGUACUAGAUCUCCAACGAGAUCGAGCUCGCCUGAUGCUAGACUGAAGAGAAGUAGUCGACCAAGUUCUGCUCUUUUCGAAGCUCCAUUUAAUUUAGCACCUCCUCCAUCGAUGCAAUCUCCACCGCCAUCUGCAUCCUCUUCGAAUACCAGAACCAUGUUUCGUAAAGGUCAUCGCUACAAACAUUCGUCAGUUUCAAUGAAUUUUUUCCAAGAACCUGAAGUCAAAAUUCCAUUAAGCAUUGCCAAAUCAUUACCGAUUCCUGAUUUGAACGAUCUAAUUAAGAAUUUUUCAUGGCCAAGAGCCCAUUUCCAACUUUUUUUAACGUUUAUUCAACUUUGCAUGUGUCUCCUCGUCUUCCAACUGGGCCACCAUAAUUCCUGGAGUAAUUUUGGUACACUCUCACAUUUUAUCGCCUACGAUGUCAUUGGUUCUAUUGCAAUCAUAUUUGUAGAGAACUUAUCACAAUUUGAAGUCUGGUAUACAGGUACAAUUACUUACCCAUUUGGUUUGAAUAGAAUCGAAGUUUUAAUCAGUUUUUCAUUAGCGGUUUCACUAUGCUUUGUGGGGUUAGAUUUGCUAUUCCAUAUAGUGGAAGAAUGUAUUGUCUUAUUUGUCGAGUUGGACAAUAAGAAUCAUGAAGAAAUUGCAUCUCAAAUACCUCAUUCUCAUCAUGGCGCUAACAAUCAUUUCUCACAGGAUAGUAAUUUUGCCCUAUGGUAUCCUGUGCUAACCAUCAAUUUACUGAUUUCAGCGGUUUCGCUUUACAAGAUUUUUUAUGCAAACAAGUAUUCCAAGCUUAAGACUAAAAAUCCAAUUAUCACAAUCACUUAUACCUUAUACCUGUUGCUCUAUCCUUCCUUAGUGGGUUACCUUUCUGCAAUUUCAGAUUACUUAGCGGCAGCCUUCAUUGCAGCUAUCAUUCUAUUCCAUGGGAUGACCAUUGCAGAAUGGACAUCAACUAUCUUAUUGCUGGGAUUUUCAACGACUACUUUGCCCAAACCUCAUUUUCUAGGUGAUACUUUGGGGGAAAGCUCGCAACAGGAAGACCAACUAGAUACAAUGGUUAGGAAAAGAUCUGUGAGUGGAAUUUCACUUGCAGAAAACAACACUUUACUACAAAAGCGUAAUCGUUCUUGGUUUCCGUGGACAGGCUCCUCUAAAAUAGGUCCAAAUGAUGAUACAACGGUAUUAAAAUCAAUGAUGAAAGAAGAGAUUGAAAAAUUACCUGAAUUUUUGACAAAGUGUAGCCUGCAUUAUGACAAAUUUUUCGUUGCCAAAGUAAGUUUCAAUUUGUAUGUUGUUUUAGUGAAUGUUACUCUGAGAGGUGGUUCAGAUUCUGACGAAUUAAACUUACGUUUGGCUGUUGAUAAAUGCAUACAACGUAUUCUACCAAACGCCGAGACGACGGUUGAAAUCGAUAGAAUAUGA